AUGGCCAAACCUCAAAUCCACAGAGCCAAAAGAUCUCUCCCUCCCCAAUACCAAUCUCUCCUCUUCCUUCUAGACUCCUGCACCUCCAUCAAAAAAGCCCGCCAAAUCCAAUCCCAGCUCUUCAUCACCGGCCUCCACCAUGACUCUCUCUUCCUCUCAAAACUCCUCCCUUACUUCUCAAUCCCAAUCCAAAACCCAUCAUCUCUUCUUCACGACCCCAGCACUUUCAACUACAACACCCUCAUUCGAGCCUUCGCUCGCUCUAGCUCUCCUUCAAACUCCGUUUCCCUCUAUAAAUCCAUGCUCUCUGAAGGCCCGACAAGGCCAAAUAAUUUCACCUUCCCGUUUUUACUUGUCUCUUGCUCGAAGCUGCCGGGCCCCGAAACGGGUCUGCAGGUUCAUUCCCAUGUUAUGAAGCUUGGGUUUGAUUUGGAUUCUCAUGUUAGGCACUCCCUCAUCGGGUUAUACUGUAUAUUUGGGGAUUUAGAUGUUGCCCGUUACUUGUUCGAUGAAAUUACUCGGUGGGAUGUUGUUUCGUUUAAUGUCAUGAUGAGUGGGUAUAAUAAGUGCGGUCAAUGGGACGAUGCGUUGCGGGUUUUCGGGUAUAUGUUACGUGUUGGUGUUAGACCCGAUGAUCGCACUUUUGGGUGUCUGAUGUCGAUUUGUUCGGGAUUGGGUGAUUUGACUAGGGGGAAGGUGGUGCAUAUGUUAGCUUUGAAGAGCUUCGGGUCUGAUGAUUUGGGAAAUGGUGUAAAGUUGGCACUUUUGAAUAUGUAUUCGAAACUUGGGGCUAUGAAGAUGGCUGACCGAGUUUUCGGUAGUAUGGGUUCUAGCAAAAGUGUUGCAUCGUGGAGUUGUAUGGUCUCGGGUUAUGCUAAGUGCGGGAAGAUUGAGAAUGCUCGUAUGGUCUUUGAUGAGAUGCCCAAAAAGGAUUUGAUCUCUUGGACUUCGAUGAUCAGCGGGUAUUCUCAAAAUGGAAGAUAUAAGGAGGCAGUGGAGCUAUAUGAAGAAAUGGGGAAGCAAGGAGUAAAGCCUGAUGAGGUUACUUUGGUUGCUGUUCUUUCGGCAUGUGCACAUUUGGGUUAUCUUGAUUUCGGCAAAAGAAUUCAUCUUUAUAUAGAAAGUGAUUCUAUCGGGUGUAAUAACUCCAGGCUUUGCACUGCAGUUGUUGAUAUGUAUGCUAAGUGUGGUCACAUAAUGACUGCUCUGGAAAUAUUUAAUCGAGUUGAUAAGAAAACAAAAACAUCACACCUGUUCAAUUCCGUGAUAUCUGGUCUCGCACAACAUGGGCUCGGUGAGAGAGCAAUAGCUGUCUUCGAAGAAAUGGAAGCUCUUGGCCUGAGUCCUGACAAGGUUACAUUUGUGGGAGUUCUUUGUGCUUGUAGUCACAGUGGUUUGAUUGAGAAGGGAAAAGAGAUUUUCGAUAUGAUGGUAAACAAAUAUAGCAUACAGCCUCAGAUUGAGCAUUACUGUUGCAUGGUUGAUCUCCUAGGGCGAAGAGGGUAUAUAAAUGAAGCAUAUGAUUUUAUUCAGAACAUGCCUAUCAGCCCUAAUUCAGCGAUAUGGUCAGCUUUACUACGCAAUUGCAGAAUACAUAGGAAUCCUAGAAUAGGAGAGAUUGCACAAAGAAAACUCCUUCAUUUUGUUUCUGAUGGCAACAGCUUUGAGGGGAGAUAUUCUCGGCUAAUUGAAAUGUUUUCGGAUGUAAAAGUUCUGGAAAAUGCAAAGAAAGUGCGGAAAAUGAUAAAAUACAAGCCUGUUUGGAAGCAACAGGGCUCGAGCUAUGUUGAUUUCAAUGGUUCUCUGCAUCAGUUUUUAGCAAAUGGUACUUCACAUCCUCAGUCUAAAGAAAUUUAUAAGAUGCUUGACGAAAUGACAAGAAGACUGAGAUUAGCUAGCUAUGACCCCUCAACAAAAGAAGUAUUGCUCGAUAUCGAAAAUGAGGAAAAGGGCAAUGUUGUUUCUGGUCACAGUGAAAGGCUAGCACUUGCAUAUGGAUUGAUGAACUUGGGUCGUAGCGAGACUAUAAGGAUAAUAAUGGAUCUUCGAAUGUGCAUAGACUGUCAUUCAUUGUUUAAGAUCUUUUCCGAGGUCUUCAGUAGGGAAAUUGUCGUGAGGGACAAGAUCAUAUUCCAUCAUAUGAAGAAUGGAUUAUGUUCAUGCAUGGACUGCUGGUAA
Molecule: messenger RNA, 2178 nt
Organism: Asparagus officinalis (garden asparagus)
Lineage: Eukaryota; Viridiplantae; Streptophyta; Magnoliopsida; Asparagales; Asparagaceae
Product: pentatricopeptide repeat-containing protein At1g08070, chloroplastic-like
Exons: 1
Coding region: 1-2178 (725 amino acids)
Biological process (GO): RNA modification
Molecular function (GO): protein binding; zinc ion binding; RNA binding
Source: RefSeq, a predicted model, not a curated record